AAACUAAACGUUUGAAAGUUAAUACAUUGACGUGCUACCAUGAAUUAGAGGACAGGUUCAUGGUAGCACUUCAAUGUAUAAACUUUCAAACGUUUAGUUUUAAAAACAUUGUUGUUCUUCUGUGCAGUCCUAUCUAUUGUGAACUCCGUGGCAAUGAUUGUUUUGCCUGCAUGUAGCCGUUGCUUCUAAUGGAUAGCUCCACAUACCUUUUGUUUGCUGCUUUUCAUGAUUUUCAGUUGAGUUAUGCGUUCUUUUUACCCUUUUUGUUGUCAUGUUCUCUUCUACCAAUAUGUUCACAUCGUACAAAUGAAGCUUUGAGGUUAGCUCUUGGUUAUAAGUUGAAAAAAUUUCAUAGAUAGCGAUAGUUUUGUCCCUAAUUAGGAAACAUAGUGAUAGUUUGUGUAUUUACAAAACGUAGCAACAAUUUGUUUCAAAUUUAGCGGAUAUCUUGUAACUGCACGCAAGUGAAAUACACUGUAUCUGCGCGCUUACAAUAUCUCUGCCUAACUGAAAAUCGCGCGGAUACUAGAUCAACUUAAAUACAAUUUAAUACUCUUUACAGUCAUCCCAAAAAUGUCACACAUACAACUUACAAGCAUGCAACAAUACACUUUACAUUCAUACAGCAUACACUUGUAUGUCACUAUAUUUCAGUGUAUCACUCUUAAAUUUUAUGAAAGCUGGUCGUUAUGCAACUGCUUGAUUGUCUUCUAUUUUAGUGGAUAUCCUUUGAAGAAGGCAGAAGCAUAUGCUUCAUUAAGAAAGUCCCAAGACCAAGAAGAUCUGAUGCUGUUGAGUGGUGAAGCUCCAAGGCCUUUCCUUGUGAAUGAAUUGGAGCCACAGUACCUUCUUCAUGAUUGGAGGAAAGUAUACGAGUGUCUUGCAAUGUUUGGAAUCCCUGUUCCAAGGUAUGGUUGCGUUCACAGAGAAGUACCUUGCUGGCAUUUGGAUUAUUUUGUUGAAGAAGUGGACUUUGUUGAAGUCAUGGGAACCGCUUUUGGAAACCUUGUGGAAAUGCCUACUGUUGAUGGAUGGGAAAGAUCAAUCUCUUAUUUGCUUUUAUGUAGCCGAUGCCACGCCUCUCUACCUGCACGAGGUAGUCAUAAGGUUUGCGUACAUUCUACCCUCUCCAAACCUUACUUGUGGGAUUUCACUGGGUAUGUUGUUGUAGUUGAUGCCACCGAAUAAUUAUUUACUAUCCUAGUUCCGAUGGCAGCCGGGGAAUAAAGGAAUUGUUUCGAAUGCACAAUACCUAAUGACCUUACUAAACUUGGGCGUUUUCUUUAGAUCCCCUAUACUAUCAGUAGUGUAGGUGGUAAAGGCUACCAAAAAGACUACUGAUAGUUUGGGAAGUAUUGGAAGAAAACAUGUCAAGUUUAGGAAGGAUCUGAAGAAACUGCAUCAUAUAAUUUAUACCCAUGAAGUUUAGUCUGUAAAGAUGCUGUCCCCCUCUUAUUUCUUUGUUCAAAACACAUGGUUUUCUCUUCAAGCCAGAAGUUGUGACUAUAUAUAAAUCCUUCUUUACUUCAA
Solanum stenotomum is the source of this 1530-nucleotide messenger RNA. Its product is annotated as inositol hexakisphosphate and diphosphoinositol-pentakisphosphate kinase VIP2-like. NCBI's taxonomy places the organism in Eukaryota, Viridiplantae, Streptophyta, Magnoliopsida, Solanales, Solanaceae. The transcript has 4 exons. Gene Ontology annotation, biological process: inositol metabolic process; inositol phosphate biosynthetic process. The record is from RefSeq and is a predicted model, not a curated record. Gene Ontology annotation, molecular function: inositol hexakisphosphate kinase activity; diphosphoinositol pentakisphosphate kinase activity; 5-diphosphoinositol pentakisphosphate 1-kinase activity. Bases 574 to 1188 code for a protein of 204 amino acids.